AUGGAACCCGUGGAAGGAGCCGACCGAGACGAUAUGCUGAGAAAACGAGAUGUUACAAAACCCCUGAAAGUUUCCUUAGAUGUCUACAGCGGUAUACGUAUUGGUCGGAGCAAUUCUGAGUCGUUUGAAGAAAAUAACAAACUGGCGACCGUGACACUACUACGAAGUUACAUGAGCGAUAGAGUGACCCGACACGUUGUAGAGAGUGGUGGAUUUUAUGGCACUUUCUUCAUGCCCUCGGGAGAUGGACUCUUCCCAGGUAUAGUGCACCUUUUCAACUGCGAAUAAAUAGACUAUAAAGAAUAUUCUGAAAGCAGACAAAUUAGGACCCUUAAGACUUUUCUUACAUAAACCCUUCGGAAGUAAUUUUUCAAAGGAAAAGCACCGACUCCCCUGUAUACCGUAUAUGAACGUGACAAUACAGAGAGGUCAUGCUGUUGCGUUACAAUUAUCGCUGCUACGUAACGGACAGUACAAGCAGAUGUCCAACGGCUAGUUACUUUGACAAUAACAAUGUUCCGAGUUUCCCUAUGUCUCCUUAUCAAAGCAGACCCGGUGCACAAGCAUUUUCAUGAAAAUGAAUUUAAUUCGCUUGUGAAUGAAAAUAAUUUCAAUAUAACGAGAAUUGGCUUUGAAAACGAGGCUUAAGGCCAGACCUUGUAGCAAAACGCAGUCUUCGUUCCGUCACUGAUAUUCGAGUCCUCUUUUGCGCCUUAUUGCGAUCAAGUCCAUCGUAUAUGUAUGACAAUGAAGAAAGCAUCCAAAUUUUGGCUGUGGCUUAUGAAGGCAUUCGAAGUCGAGAUAUCUGAGAGUGUGUCACGAAAUUCAGCUAGAUUAGGAAAUUACAAAAUGCCCGUUAAAUUAAGAGAAACUUAAAAAUAACCGCUUAAAACUUUAAAGGAAGGUUAAAAUAACAUAACAGAAACAACAGAUGUCACGGAUGGGCAAAACUGAAGAAGAUUGAAACGGAUUGAAAUUAGGAUUUUUGAAAACUGUUCAGCCUAACAGUUUUUCAAAGUUGAUCCCUGCUGCUUGCAACUUCAAAAAUAAUGCUCAGGAGACAUAUUUGUUUGUCUCGGGUCUCUGAUUUUGUCAUUUACAUGUAAUUUCUUUACUUACUGUAAGUUCCAUAGCGAUUGAGGGCGAGUAAUUGGCCAAGUAAAACAAAAUGAACUGGACUGCCGUGACACAGCCCCUUUAAGAGUUUUUAAGGGGCAUUUUUUGUCAAUAAAUUGCUGGAAAGAACCUAGACUCCCUGGGGUCUUUAUUCCCUAAAGCGCCAGUCACUGUCUACUACACUUGUAGUAUCCCGAUUUUUUCCGAGGGAGGGGGGACGUCUGUACACAGGCCAGUGUCGCAGCACCGUGAUCUUUAUUCUGGGCCGCUAACGGACUUAAUGAAUUACUGGAGGUGUCUUUCGAAUUUUCUUUCAACGUGAUUUGCCAAAUGAACAAUGGCUUAUUUAUCAAGCCAACCAUGGCGCGUACUCACAUCCUGGAAACCGGGAUUUCGGCGUUGGUUCGCAUACGGACUAGAUGUUCAGUUUCGUCUAUGGCGCUGUUUACUACACUUGCCGGCAACUGUCGGAGGAAUUUACUUGGCGAGGAACACCCCUAAGUAAUAAGCAAUAUUGUUAUAUAGCUGGAAACUUUUUGCUAAUAGCGCGCGCUCUCAUACUUCGAGGUCACAUGGCAUCUAACAAUGAAACUGUUUCCCGUCGAAAUCUGUGGGCUGGCAACAGUCAGAGGGUAACAGUGCACUGUUGCGCGCGAAUGUUGACCUACGACCCCCGUUACAGCGAGGUUUAAUGGAUUUCCAGCUUCAAAAUUUCGAAUCUUAAUGUUUUCGAGAGUAUCGGGAAACAAAGGUAACUGUUUCCUGAAGGACGAGUCAUUAAGUGUAUUUAUUAUAUGGCAACAAUAGUACGCGCGCUCUGAUUGGCUGUUUUCUUGUAGUGACCGGGCAUUAUUUUCUUGUAAUGACCAGGCAUUUCUAGCUAGGUGUCCAGGGCAUAUACCAUCUGUGUUUAACUUGAUAGUGGACAUCGUUAUGGACAUCCAUGUUAUGGUUAAUUGAAAGCUGGCAAAAAGGGUAUCCUCUGACCAGUGUCACCUGACUGUAUCGCAAGCUCAAGUGUACAACUCAUUGAGGUGACAUGUUUUUUAAAGUCUUCCGCCGACCAGUUGUUGGUUUUAAUUGACCACAAGCUCAGGUCCAUAUUGAAAAGUCCAUACAGUGAAACCUCGAUAGGGGACUGGCAAAAUUUGUUCGCUGUAACGAGGUUUCGUUAUAUCGAGGGACUUUUUCAUUCAUAUGUUUUCCUAUUACUGGGAUAAACAAAGUCGUUCGUUAUACCUAACCUAACUUAUCUAACAUACCUAACAUACCUAACCUAACUUACCGAACAUACCUAACCUAACUUCUAACUUCGUUGGAAGUUCGUUUUAUCGAGGUUCCUCUGUAUAAUAAAUAACUUAUAACCUCUUCCGUUCGGUCAUUACAGGGAAAUCUUAGAAAUCGGCCUUGAUGUAUUGACCUCGCUAUCCCUUGGUCAACACAUCAAGGCCUCGGACUGUUUUUUCCCUGUAGUUACCUCACGCUCAAUUAAUAAGUAGUAUUAUCUAAUGCUAUCUUUCUUCGUAGGUGUUAUCGAUAUAUGGGGGUUCACAGGUGGCUUAAGAGAGGACCGAGCAGCGCUGUUAGCAGCAAAUGGUUUUGCAGUCUUGGCGUUAGCGUACUGUGCAUUCAAAGACCUUCCUGAAAGGUAUGGCUUGCUUCAGGUAUCCUAUUUUGAGAGCGCAAUUGACUGGCUUACCUCACAACCGAAGGUGAAGUCUGGUGGAGUUGGCCUGGUUGGUCUGUCUAAUGGAGGUACAUUAGCGCUGGCACUUGCUGCUCAGCUAGGAGAGAAAGUCAAGGCAGUGGUCUCUAUUUCAGGAUACCCCAUGCUAAUUGGAUGUUCAUUGGCAAGUCAUACCAUGACUAUACCUGGCUAUCCUGUUGAUCUUGACCCCUCAAAAGGUUCUUGCUAUUCCCAAUUCUUGGCUAUAUUUACAAGUAAAGAUAUUUGCAAAAUAGGAUCGCCAUGGACAAUUCCGGUGGAGCACAUAUGCUGCCCCGUUCUACUUGUUCAUGGCCUUGCUGAUCAACUCGUCCCUGAUAUAGAAUGGAUGUGCGAGGAAAUCUUUCGACGCAUGCAACAAAGUGGCAAGGAAUCAUUGUGCCAAAAGCUUGCUCUUCCUGGUGCCAGCCAUUUUAUUACACCAUGCUAUAUAUCCCACCCUGUUCAAGGAAAUAUAUCAAAGUAUUCGAUGAAAUGUGGUUAA
Messenger RNA from Porites evermanni, 3326 nucleotides. The record is from the annotation of a GenBank genome assembly. NCBI's taxonomy places the organism in Eukaryota, Metazoa, Cnidaria, Anthozoa, Scleractinia, Poritidae.